CUGCCUGCCGACGCUCCGUAUAAAGGCGUUGCCGGCCUUGCCCCUGGGACUCGGCCCCAUGGAGACGCCGCCGGCUGCGGGCGGCGCGCGGCUGGCAGCUGUCACGGCCGUCUUGCAGGAGGCUGAGCUAUGAGCAGCUCCUGUGGAGAGACCCCCAGCCCGCAAGCCAGCCCCACCAUGAGUCUGUGGGCACUGGAGGACAGCCACAGCUGCCGGGACACCCCAGGGACGACUCCAGAGCCCUGCACCCAGGAGGCAGCGACUUUGGAGCUGCAGAUGAAGGUGGACUUCUUUCGGAAGCUGGGCUAUUCCUCCUCGGAGAUCCACAGCGUGUUGCAGAAGCUGGGUCUGCAGGCAGACACGAACACGGUGCUGGGCGAGCUGGUGAAGCAUGGUUCGGCCACCGAGCGGGAGCGCCAGGCCUCACCUGACCGCUGCUCUCAGCUCCCCUUGGUGCCCCGCGGCGGGGGCACCCCCAAGACGCCCAGCCUGGAACCCUCACUCCCAGAGGACGACAGGGAGGGCGGCGACCUGAGGCCGGUGGUCAUUGACGGAAGCAAUGUGGCCAUGAGCCAUGGAAACAAGGAGGUGUUCUCCUGCCGGGGCAUCCUGCUGGCCGUGAACUGGUUUCUGGAGCGGGGUCACGCAGACGUCACUGUGUUUGUACCGUCCUGGAGGAAAGAGCAGCCUCGGCCUGAUGUACCCAUCACAGACCAGCACAUCCUGCGGGAGCUGGAGAAGAAAAAGAUCCUGGUGUUCACACCGUCGAGGCGGGUCGGCGGCAAGCGGGUGGUGUGCUACGACGACCGCUUUAUCGUGAAACUGGCCUACGAGUCCGACGGGAUCGUGGUCUCCAACGACACCUACCGGGACCUGCAGGGAGAGCGCCAGGAGUGGAAGCGCUUCAUUGAGGAGCGGCUGCUUAUGUACUCCUUCGUCAAUGACAAGUUCAUGCCUCCCGAUGACCCUUUGGGCCGACAUGGACCCAGCCUGGACAACUUCCUACGGAAGAAGCCACUGCCCUCCGAGCACAGGAAGCAGCCAUGCCCCUAUGGCAAAAAGUGCACCUAUGGGAUCAAGUGCCGCUUCUUCCACCCGGAGCGACCCAGCCGCCCGCAGCGCUCUGUGGCCGACGAGCUCCGUGCCAAUGCAUUCCUCUCACCCCUCAGAGCCCCGGGCAAGGACAAAAGUACCCAGCGCCCUGCACCAUCACCCCAGCCCAGCUCUGCACCCACAGAAGCCGAACAGAGUGGCGUGGAUGGGAAGAAGCUGGGAACCCGGGCCUCCCCAGGAUCCCGGCGUGAGGGGCCAGCACAGAGCUUUGCCCCAGCAGGCAGGAGCCUCCCAGCAAGUGGGGGCAGUGCGGGCAGCUUCGGGCCUUCUGACUGGCUCCCACAAACGCUGGACUCGCUACCCUACACUUCCCAGGACCGCCUGGACUCAGGCAUCGGCUCCCUAGAGAGCCAGAUAUCAGAACUGUGGGGAGUCCGGGGUGCAAGCCUGGGAGAACCAGGCCUACCUCGCGGGCCUUACCCUGGCUACCACUAUGGACGCGAGCUGCCGGCCACUCAGACCUACCAUGCUUUUGGACGGGACAUGGGUGCUGGCCACUUCAGUGUCCCUGCAGACUACCCGGCCCCACCACCUGCCUUCCCUCCCCGAGAGUACUGGUCUGAACCAUACCCGCUGCCUCCACCCACCCCAGUCCUGCAGGAUCCCCAGGGGCCGAGCCCAGGGCCCGGUGGGGGUCUGUGGGCCGGGGCAGGCAGCCUGGCCAAGGAACGGGCCAAUGUGUACACCAAGUUGUGCGGCGUCUUCCCCCCGCACCUGGUAGAGGCUGUGAUGGGGCGUUUCCCGCAGCUCCUGGACCCCCAGCAGCUGGCGGCGGAGAUCUUGUCCUACAAGUCCCAGCACCCCAACGAGUAAGCGGGCACCUGUCGGGAGGGUGGGGGCUGUCUGGUCAGGGCCUAGUGCUGUAAAGGGGCCUGUUCCCAGCUUCAAGGUGUGCUGCCCUUGGAGGCUGGACAGCAGGAGGGUGGUAAACAAAAGGGAGGGAACCCACACACCGAACAUACUGUAGGAUUGGUUCUGGCCCCAUGGCUGCCCAGCUGUGUGUCUGAGCGGGUCAGAGGCGAUCGCCUUGUUGAUGCACAUUGUAUCUCUGUAGCUUUAAGCAGAUGCGCCAGUAACGGCCGUCAGUCUGUGGCUGAGGCCCAAACCCUCUUUCUCUCAGAGGGCGGGGAAGGAGGCUGGGGGCGAGCAGAAGCUCGGGCUGGGGGCCCUGUGCAAGGCCCCCCACCUCCACCCCGUCCCUGGGAUGCCAGCCUUGGCUGGCCAGUUGGGCACUGUGUGCCUGCCCUCCAGGGGCCCCUUCCUCUAAGCCAAUGAGGUCUCGCCCAUGCUCUCACUGGGCGCAUGGCUUCAUGUCAGUAAGCAAGAUGCUUCUUAAAUAACCUCCCUUCUGCCCCACUCUGUGCACCCGCCCCGGGGGUCGGGGUCCCUGUCCCCUGACCCUCUCCUCUCACCCCUCCAUCCCCAAGAGCAUGAGAACGUGCCUCUGCCUACGCACAGGUGUCAGUCUCCCGUGUUCUAAGUGGAAAGCCCUCCCUCCAAAAACAUCAGAAUAAAGUAUAUAGCCCAAGCCA
Molecule: messenger RNA, 2645 nt
Organism: Ochotona curzoniae (black-lipped pika)
Lineage: Eukaryota; Metazoa; Chordata; Mammalia; Lagomorpha; Ochotonidae
Gene: ZC3H12A
Product: zinc finger CCCH-type containing 12A
Exons: 6
Coding region: 130-1926 (598 amino acids)
Biological process (GO): 3'-UTR-mediated mRNA destabilization; nuclear-transcribed mRNA catabolic process, RNase MRP-dependent
Cellular component (GO): nucleus; cytoplasmic ribonucleoprotein granule
Molecular function (GO): RNA endonuclease activity; mRNA binding
Source: RefSeq, a predicted model, not a curated record